AAAUAAGAUGAUUUGUCUUCAAAUAUAUUGAGUAAGGGAUUCAGUUUAAACUAAAUCAAUCAUAGACAUUCAACGAUGAUUCAAUCUAAAAGCCUGACGUUGAAAAAUAUUUCAACAUUUGAAUAGUGAACAAAAACUCACGUUGGUUGGUGAAAAAUUUGUGUUACUUUUAAUUUUCUAGUGAAGUUCGAUUAAUGAUCAUAGUCAAGUCAAAAUGCAAGAACCCAGUUUAUCGUUGUUGCGACCACCCCAGGUCACUGAAUUAAUCCGAAAAUGUCAAACUGGAUGUGUGAAAAACCUGACCCGCUAUAAUUUACAAUUCUUUCGCAAGUUGAUUGAAGCUGAUGAAUUUUAUUUUAGAUUGGUUUAUAGUCAUAUUCAACGUGGGAAAUUUUUCCAGAGAUUUGACAAAUUAUUUGUCCACAAUGGUCGCCAUGUUUACAAUUUACGUUCAGACAGGAUCAACGACUCAACUAGACUCUACUCUAUCGAGCAAUAUGUGAGAGGUUUAAAGUUAGCUGACCAUAGAGUGCUUGCAAUUAAAUCGCCAAUCUAUACACCUACAAUGCUUCCUCGGUCUAAAUAUCGACCCAUGUUACUCAUUUUAAAUGACCACAAUAAACUUUUGGUUAUUGAUUUUGACACUGGUGAACUUAUCGACACAAUCUACCUUGGCUCUAUGGAAAGGUGCAAAUUCACUUACAUUGGAUGGGAAAAAUAUAUGGAAACUAUUCUAAUACAAUCGACUGAUUUAAUGGCCCAAACAGACGGACGAGUCAUUAGUUACAACAUAUUAAUGUCGAUUUGGCCUCUUAAAUUUAUUGCUUGUUUCGAUAUAGAGUGCCAUAUCUUUGAAAGACAAAGAAGUACCAACAUUUCGGAAGGAAUGCUGAUUCUCAGUAAUCCUCAGCCUCCUGAUCAAUUCGUUAAUAUCUACAGUCUAACGGACAUUUUGGAUCCCGAGAAUUACAAAUGGUACACUGAUAUUGAUAAACACUGUACAAACGAAGAAAGGUGCGAUGAAUGUUGGCGAUCUGAGGCAAGGGUUGUAGGCAGAGAUGGCCAUGGAUUUCCUACCAAUAUAAUUAUUAAAACUAAACCAAGAUUACUUUUGUCAAUUUUAACCUGUUUCCCGUGCAUUGAAUUUGGCUAUAAUCCUUUCCAUUAUAUAUACUCUCCUCCUGGACAAAGAGACACCUUUAAUGUGGAACGUUUAGAGGGUCGAGUUCCAGUUAUAAAUGGUUCAAUUACAUUUGAUAAUUAUUUGGAGGAGCACAAUAAAUUAUUGUUUCACGAUGACCCUGUUGAAAAUAGAAUAAUUUCAAUUGAAUCACAUAAACUUGCAUUUUAUAAAAUAAUCAACAAUGUUCUUACCAGACGAGGUGAAUUAUCUCCAACUCCACCUGAAUUUUUUGACGAUCUUCAAGUGAGAAUGAGAAACCAAAGGAAAGCAAAGAAAAAUGACAAUAUGUACAAAAGCUUCUUCUCCCAUGUAUAUGACGUCGAUACAGAAAUCUUUUUUGUGCUUGGAGUUGACCUUUCAUCUGACAAACCAACCACACCUGUGAUGUGCUUAUUUGACAACUUUAAUGGACAGCUGUUGAAAAAAUUUCCUCUAAAUUUUAAAGCUGAAGAAUCAAACGACUAUGAUCUCUGGGCUGAUCGUGAUUUACUAUUCAUUAACGAAAACAACUCAUUUGGCCCAAGCAGAGCUAUGUGUUAUCGAUUAGAAAGGUUACCAAUCGAAAUCUAAGCAAUAUUUUCCUCAAAUUUGUGAACAAAUAUCUCUCACGUUGGAGCUACCAUUAGUUUACUGUGACUCGAUUCUUGCAAUGAUGUGUCAAUUUUAAAUUAUUUCACACUAACCAUUUGCCUAACGACCAAUCAAUUGUGAUAGUUGUCUCAAUACAAGCCUUUAUAAAGUACAUUUGCCAAUUUACUCGUUUUUUGGUGUCUUAACAGUCAUUAAAAUUUUUGAAGGUUAAGAAUUGCGCACAACAAAUACAUAAAUGAAAUCAAUAAUGAAAUGGUAUGGACUAUUAUAAAACAAUUAGAAAUUUACGAUCAAAUUUAAUGCUAUUUAAUGGUCUCAAAUAUUUCAAAGAAAACAUUACCGUUUUCUUUCGCUUAUAAGAAGGCUUAGAUUGGUACUCAUACUUCAGUUAAAACUUCAGAAUGGUGAUAUCUCAAUCUUAGACUAUACAAAAACUCAGAUCAAAGUCAGUCAAAAGACAGUAGCAGCUUAAUUAUCUGCAGCGGAGGACAAAAUUAAAUAUUGCAAAUCCAGCCAUUUCGCCAUUUCCCGUGAAUUCAAUACUCAACAGUCUUAAUCAAAGUAUAAAAGGCUUAAACUGAAUCUUUUGGCUUAAUCUAGCUGACUAAAUCCACUUUAUGGUGCUACAAGAUUUAAAUGAAAAUAUACGAUUGGUUGUAGAAGAAAACGAGCGAGGAAAAGCUGGUUUUAAUCAUUUAACCUGAAAACACAUGUUCAUUUGUAAUUUACUUUAAUACAAUUGUAUGAUGAUCCUCUGUUAAUUUGAUUGACAUGACCUUGACAAUGAUACCAAGCAGAUUGAUUAACUAGGAUAGCUUAUAAUAAUGAUCAUCUAACCUGUCUUUUAUUCAAUCAACUUCAUUAGUACUAACCCAAUGAAUGAAACAUGUUAGGUUAAAAAAUUUGAAAACAAAUUGAUUAGCAUUCGCUGUGAAUUUUUUUCAAAAUGUUUUAACCUUAAUUUUUACCCAAUUCAGAUCAUAUUUCUCAUUUUCCGUAUCAACUUAAGUCAUGUAAUUACAACCAGAUUGAAGCAUUCAUGUAAAAAAUUGCAGCUUCACCCAAUCAACCAAAAAGACUGAGCAAAACACUUCUAUUUGUUAAUCUAUUUAGAUCAUCAAUUAAAAUUUCCGCUCUUAAAAUACUCUA
Messenger RNA from Tetranychus urticae (two-spotted spider mite), 2923 nucleotides. The record is from RefSeq and is a predicted model, not a curated record. Lineage: Eukaryota; Metazoa; Arthropoda; Arachnida; Trombidiformes; Tetranychidae.